Messenger RNA from Copidosoma floridanum, 1764 nucleotides. RefSeq names its product glyceraldehyde-3-phosphate dehydrogenase 1. NCBI's taxonomy places the organism in Eukaryota, Metazoa, Arthropoda, Insecta, Hymenoptera, Encyrtidae. Gene Ontology annotation, molecular function: NADP binding; NAD binding; glyceraldehyde-3-phosphate dehydrogenase (NAD+) (phosphorylating) activity. Gene Ontology annotation, cellular component: cytosol. Gene Ontology annotation, biological process: glucose metabolic process; glycolytic process. The record is from RefSeq and is a predicted model, not a curated record.
GCGCAAUCUGCUCCCCGCCGCGUUUAUAUCGGCGCCUUUUGCCCUUCAAAUGACACUGUUUCUGUGGUGAGCGUAGCGAGCGGUUCUAUCAUUCCUGUGUCUCUCGAAUAACAAACAAGCAACAUGAGCAAAAUCGGAAUCAACGGUUUCGGACGUAUUGGUCGUCUGGUGCUGAGGGCCUCCAUUGAACGUGGAGCACAGGUCGUCGCUGUAAAUGACCCGUUCAUUGGUCUGGACUACAUGGUCUACAUGUUCAAAUUUGACUCAACCCACGGCAAGUUCAAGGGUGAUGUCAAGGCCGAGAAUGGCUUCCUAGUCGUCAAUGGCGCUAAAAUCACUGUCUUCAGUGAGCGCGACCCCAAGGCUAUCAAGUGGGCCGAAGCUGGUGCGGAAUACGUCGUUGAAUCUACUGGUGUUUUCACCACCAUUGACAAAGCGUCCGCUCAUUUGGAAGGUGGAGCCAAGAAGGUCAUCAUCUCUGCUCCAUCAGCCGAUGCUCCCAUGUACGUCGUUGGCGUCAACCUUGACACGUAUGACAAGAGCCACAAAGUCGUGUCUAACGCUUCCUGCACAACCAACUGCCUCGCGCCCCUUGCCAAGGUCAUCCACGACAACUUCGAGAUUGUUGAAGGUUUGAUGACUACCGUUCACGCUACCACCGCUACCCAGAAAACAGUCGACGGACCAUCUGGCAAACUGUGGCGUGAUGGUCGUGGUGCCGCCCAAAACAUUAUUCCGGCAGCCACUGGUGCUGCCAAGGCUGUUGGCAAAGUCAUUCCUGCCCUGAACGGCAAACUUACUGGUAUGGCAUUCCGUGUACCAGUCGCUAACGUUUCAGUCGUCGAUCUGACAGUCCGUCUCGCCAAACCCGCGACCUAUGACCAAAUCAAAGAAAAGGUCAAGGCUGCUGCUGCCCCAGGUGGAUCCCUGGAAGGCAUCCUUGGCUACACAGAUGAAGAGGUUGUUUCAUCUGACUUCAUUGGAGACAAUCGCUCGAGCAUCUUUGACGCCAAGGCCGGUAUCUCACUGAACGACAAUUUCGUUAAGCUUAUCACGUGGUACGACAACGAGUUUGGUUACUCGUCUCGUGUUAUCGACCUCAUCAAGUUCAUGCAGUCCAAGGAUUAAGUGCAGCUGUUAUAGAUCUUGAGGAGGGUGUGGUGAGUUCUCGAACGAGGAUUGAAAGGAAGAGACUUGGUAGUAAUUGUAAUAAUUAUAUCACUUAAAGCUCUUUCCCAUACAUCCAUGAAGAUAUCGUCAGCCGUUUAUCACCAAACGGGUCAUGCAGCAUAUAUUCGUUCGAGAUUCAAAAAAAAAAAAAAAAAAAAAAAAAGCAAAUAAAAAAAGAAAUUCUAUUUAAAAACAUAUUUUAAAAGUAUGUUCAAAGUAGCCGUGUUUCAGCGUUGUCGAAUUACGGAAAUGAGAAUGAGACAUGCUCAUCCUUAAAUAGAGGCAGGCUCUCUAGAAUGCUCAUUAAAUUCACUAUGUUUGACUUUUACUGCUCAUGCUUCUUUUUGAGAAUCCUCAAUUCCGUUUCGACAUAAUCAGUAAAAAAAAAAAGCAUAUGUAUCAAUAUGAUGGAUCGUUCAGUUUCGGCUGUUCUUAUUAAUUCAAAUCAAUGUUGGAACAAGUAAAUAAUUAUGUAAUUUGGAUUAAUGACCUCUUGUGGUAAUUUAUUGAUUCAAUACUGUUCGCCACCAAAUUGACUUUUGUUUACAAAAAUACAUUCAUUUUUCAGAACUUCAAUAAACGUUGUUAUCACAA